This is a messenger RNA of Pecten maximus, 1455 nucleotides long. RefSeq lists its product as uncharacterized. The transcript has a single exon. The record is from RefSeq and is a predicted model, not a curated record. Bases 1 to 1455 code for a protein of 484 amino acids. NCBI's taxonomy places the organism in Eukaryota, Metazoa, Mollusca, Bivalvia, Pectinida, Pectinidae.
AUGAACGACAAAAUUGUAACUCGGGAACAGCAUGCCUUUGUGAUAAGAAACGAAACUCUAAUCAAGUUAAGGCAGAGAGCCAGAUCUGCCACCAAAGGCGAGACCCUGUCUAGGAAAAGGCCAUUGGAUGUUGUAAUGAUUGGUCUAGAGUCAACAUCGCGUAUGAAUUUCAUCCGUCAUAUGAAUUUUACAAGGAAUUUCCUUAGGAAGAAAAUGGCGGCCGUUGAACUGGAAGGGUAUAACAAACUGGCCCAGAAUACAUUCCCUAACAUAGUUCCAAUGUUGUUAGGUAUCACAGUAAAGGAAAUGAGCGGCUGGCGCUGGUUCUAUGACCACUAUCCAUUUAUCUGGAAAGAUUUUAAGAAAGCUGGCUACAUUACCUUCAUGGGGCAGGAUGAACCUGGCACCGCUGUAUUUCAUCAUAUGAGUAAAGGUUUCAGACGUUCCCCUGUCGACUACUAUUUACGUCCCUACAUAUUGGAGCUGAAUUCCAACUACAGCGAUUUCUGCUCAGAAAACCGUCUCGUGUUACAACGCAUAUUUGAUAAAAUGGCGGAUUUUAUUACAACAUACAGUGACGUUCCUAAGUUUACCUUCACGUUUAUAAGUGACCCGACACACAACAACUAUAACGGACUGGGUAUAUUAGAUCUUCCCUUGAUGAGGACGCUGUCAACACUGAACACACGUGGUCUGCUCAACAAUACCCUACUGUUAAUAUUUGGUGAUCAUGGUGUCAGAUUUGGACCAAUUAGGAACUCAUUUCAGGGUCGACUUGAAGAAAGCUUGCCAGCUUUUUAUGUUUCUCUUCCACGUUGGAUUCGUGAAGAACACAGCGAUUUAUAUAAACACCUCAGAGAAAAUCGAAAUAAAUUAACGAGUAACGUUGAUGUUUAUGCCACACUUCAGGAUAUAAUAGAGCUUGGAAAAGGUCACGUGACACCACGGGUCACUGGAAAAUACGGAACUAGCUUCCUUAGGAAUAUCAGUAAAGAGCGCACGUGUGCCGAUUUAAAAAUACCGCCAAACUAUUGUAUGUGUCAAUCAUUCAAACAGUCUUAUUCAACUAAAUCUAAGAUAGCCCUUGAUAUGUCACAGUGGGUUGUCAAAGAAUUAAACGUAAUACUUUUAAACGUGUCUCAUUUAUGUACAAAUUUGACUCUAAAUGCCAUUCGUCACGUUUGGGGUUUAGGUAAACGGCUUCAGGAUGACCGGAUACACUUUUUCACUAAAGUCUACUUUGUGGUACAGUUAAAUGUUUUACCGAGCCAUGCUGACUUCGAGGCAACAGUUCGAUAUUUCAAGGGAGAGUUUUCCCUUGUUGGUGAUAUAUCGCGUACAAACAAGUAUGCCGGGCAGUCUGACUGUGUCUUACGUCAUAAAAAUGCACUUGUUUUGGAAAGAUAUUGUUAUUGUCGUAAUCUAAUCGCCGGUAAAUAUGUCAAAGAAAAAUGA